AUGGCGGCGGCGGCGGCGGGGGGCAUCGCCACGCUGCCCGACGACGGCGGCAGCGGCGCCUUUCCCCCGGGGCACUUCAAGGACCCCAAGCGCCUGUACUGCAAGAACGGCGGCUUCUUCCUGCGCAUCAACCCCGACGGGAAGGUGGACGGCGUCCGCGAGAAGAGCGACCCUCACAUCAAGCUGCAGCUCCAGGCGGAGGAGCGAGGAGUGGUGUCCAUCAAAGGUGUCAGUGCCAAUCGCUUCCUGGCCAUGAAGGAGGAUGGCAGAUUGCUGGCCUUGAAAUACGCAACAGAAGAAUGUUUCUUUUUUGAACGUUUGGAAUCCAAUAACUACAACACUUACCGCUCACGGAAAUACUCAGAUUGGUACGUGGCACUGAAAAGAACUGGACAGUACAAACCUGGACCAAAAACUGGACCUGGACAGAAAGCUAUCCUUUUCCUUCCCAUGUCUGCUAAAAGCUGACUUCCACGGC
Melospiza georgiana is the source of this 478-nucleotide messenger RNA. It is a transcript of the gene FGF2, whose product is annotated as fibroblast growth factor 2. The transcript is spliced from 3 exons. Gene Ontology annotation, cellular component: cytoplasm. Gene Ontology annotation, molecular function: fibroblast growth factor receptor binding; growth factor activity. The coding region runs from base 1 to 468 and encodes 155 amino acids. NCBI's taxonomy places the organism in Eukaryota, Metazoa, Chordata, Aves, Passeriformes, Passerellidae. Gene Ontology annotation, biological process: animal organ morphogenesis; fibroblast growth factor receptor signaling pathway; cell differentiation. The record is from RefSeq and is a predicted model, not a curated record.